Protopolystoma xenopodis is the source of this 579-nucleotide messenger RNA. Lineage: Eukaryota; Metazoa; Platyhelminthes; Monogenea; Polystomatidea; Polystomatidae. The record is from the annotation of a GenBank genome assembly.
AUGCUACGCGUCGUCUGCGAAGCUGAGAGCGGCAUUCCAGGGCCGAAGAUCUCGUGGCAGCUCAACAACGUCAGCCUCAGUCAGAACCAGGGCUUUUAUACAUUAACUGAAUCUGGCUUGUUUAUCUUCAACUCCCUCAAAUUUUCAUCUAAUCUCUUGUCGAAUGCUCCCAACUCAAGAGGUUACAGCCAGACCUUUUGUAAUGGCGCAUCGCUCUCGCCAGCAGAUCAUCAUUGUGUCUGCAGGGAGGCAGACGAGGGCGAACUGACCUGCAUUGCUCGCAACAGCGCUGGAGAGGACCGCUUGACAUUCCAGAUUUCUGUUCUGGUCCCCCCUCGUGUUCAUCUGCCUCCUUCUAACCUGGGCUACGAGGACAAGCCGGUCACUCUGGAGUGCACUGUUUUUGGCCGACCGGAGCCGAAGGUCACUUGGGAGUUCAACGGGCAGUCAAUCGCCUCCGCUUUGGGCAAUCGGGCCCAAUUUGUCACACCGGCCAAGUUGACAAUUCAUUCGCUUCAGGUACGGCUAAGAGGAGGGCGCAUUGCAAUAAGGAGAAAGGGUACUGACGACAAGAGCUAG